Molecule: messenger RNA, 1736 nt
Organism: Heteronotia binoei (common prickly gecko)
Lineage: Eukaryota; Metazoa; Chordata; Lepidosauria; Squamata; Gekkonidae
Gene: TMEM175
Product: transmembrane protein 175
Exons: 10
Coding region: 34-1536 (500 amino acids)
Cellular component (GO): endosome; lysosome
Molecular function (GO): proton channel activity; potassium ion leak channel activity
Source: RefSeq, a predicted model, not a curated record
GGGCGGCGUCUUUCUGCUCAUGCCUGUCAGAAGAUGGCCGAAGCCGGCGAGGCCGCGGCUGGCCCGUCGCCGCCGUCGCUGCUCCUUGGCCCCGGCAGAGCCCUGGGCGAGCUGGGCGGCGGCACUCAGGCCUCGCAGCGGCUCCUGGCCUAUAGCGACGCGCUGCUUUCCAUCAUCGCCACCGUCAUGAUUUUGCCAGUGGCUCAUACAAAAAUCCAUCCUGAUCAGGAACUCAAUGAAAGUGUUCAGCAGCUGCUAGCCACCAAAAUUGCUGUUUAUCUGAUGACAUUUUUAAUAGUAACAGUGGCCUGGGCAGCUCAUGUCAGACUUUUCCAGGUGAUUGAACUCAUUGAUGAUGUUCUUGCGCUUCUAAAUUUGGCCUGCAUGAUGCUGAUUACCUUUUUGCCAUACACGUUUUCCUUAAUGGCCUCCUUUCCAGAUGUUCCAUUUGGCAUUUUCCUGUUUAGUAGCUGUGCUGUUAUAAUCGGCUUUGUCCAGGCAGUCAUUGUCAUGUAUGGAUUCCACCACCCAUAUCUACUUAAUCACCAGAUCCAAGUGUCUGAAAACCAAGCAUUUUAUAAGUAUCAUAUUUUGAAGAUUAUAGUACAAGGACCAACGCUUAGCUUUUGUGCUGCCAUCUUCUCAUUCUUCUUCAUCCCAAUGUCUUAUGUGUUCCUGGGUCUCAUUAUAUUCUACCCACAUAUCCGGCACCUAACCAAAUGGUUUACAAGAAAGACCACUGGUCAGGAAGAGGAACUGCCUUCGGAGUUGUUUACUUUUUAUCUCAAUGAACCUCUGAGCAAGGAAAGAGUAGAAGCCUUCACAGAUGGAGUCUAUGCUAUUGUAGCAACCCUGUUAAUUCUGGAUAUCUGUGAAGAUAAUGUACCUGAUCCUAAAGAAGUUCGAGAUAAAUAUCACGGACAUCUCAUCAACGCUUUGAGCAAAUACGGUCCAAAUUUCCUUGCCUACUUCGGCUCGUUCGUAACCAUUGGGCUUCUCUGGUUCGUCCACCAUUCGCUGUUCCUUCACGUGACGAAGGCAACUCGUCUGAUGGGCCUCCUUAAUAACCUCUCCUUGGCUUUCAUCGGAGGGCUCCCUCUUGCUUACCAGCUGACCAGUAAGUUCGCCAUGAAGUCCCACAAUGAAAUAGAAGCCAUCCAGGUCAGCUGCGCUACCAUUUUUUUUGGCAGCAUCUUCCAGUUUGGUAUAUGGACUGCCGCUCUGUUCUACGAAAGAGAGACGUUGCACCCUUACGCUAGGUAUGGCGGGAAAGAACAUGCCUUUAUGUUUGCCAAGCUUGCUCUCUAUCCUUGUGUCAGCCUGUUUGCCUUCUUCCUUACUUGUGUCCUCAGUGAAUUGAGUGCCACCAUCUUUCAUCUCAUGCAGAUAAUCACCCCAUUUGCCUUCCUUGUGUUGCGUAUCUUUGUCAGAAUAGCACUGAUGACAAUCAGGUACAUCAUGUCCCUGUCCAGGGCACGGGAGAACAUAUUAGAAGAAGAGGAAGCAUGUUUGUCUCCUCCUGAAACGUUGUCCUAGGGUUUUGGUUGUACUUUUACUGUGACAACUGUGGAACUGAUAUGCCUUGAACAUGUCUGACUUUCUGGGUCCAAGCCACGACUGGAUAUAUUCAGCUUGUAAGUUAGGUUGCUUUCUUCAAGCAACAAAAAUGCUUCCGGCGUAAUGGCCGCCAGUGCAAACUCCCAGAAUCUGAAAGUCAUUGCACUGUUGGUUUCUCU